CAAUUUCACACAGAAAAAGCCCAAACCCCAACAACCUAGGCUUAGUCGUCCUCUUCUCGAAGCGAGCCUCAAUCACUGUUGUUUGAAGGUUUAGGCGAAGGGAAUAAGCAGCAAUGUUGAAGUUCCUAUCUAAGGUGAAGAUCGAAUUCAAUGCUCUCGAUCCACGCUUAGCGUGUUGUAUGGAAUUCUUGGCGCAGUGUAAUGCUUCCAAGGCGAAGGAAUCCAACCCCGCUUGCCAAUUGAUCGUCAAGCGCCGAACAGACGACCACCCUCCCCAGAUCGCCGUCACCUUUGUCAAUGGGGUCGAAGAGGUUUUUGACGCUACCUCUACUCCUGCUCAAACAAUUAGGAGUAUGAUUCUUGAAAAGGGUCAACUCCUUGAGACCGAGCAAAUGUUCCGAGAAGCGGGGGAAGCUUGGCCAGUUAUCAUUCCCGAUGAGGAGCUCAAACAACCCUUUACCGGUAUCAAGCCUAGAAAAGCGGAAGACAAGCAGUAACUUUGUCACAGUUGAUGAAAUUGCGGAUAGAUUGGAAAGAGGGGUGGCAUCUACACUCGUAAUCUUAGGCUGUCAAAUAUAGAAUCAGUUUCCAUGGUUAGGAACAAUAGCGCUGAUUCUGAGAUGUUUUCUGUUUUAAAUUUCGUAGGGAUGCUUCGAAAUCUUUUCUUAGAAUUCCACAUCGGGUUCUAGAUAUGACAUGUGGAUGCUCUGUUGGUUUUCAUAAGCCAUUUAUUUAUGGGAACUCGUUACCAAUACAUCCGAUUCUCGACUUUCUUUUGACUUUUAGUGAAGAAAUGUGCAACUAAUCUUUAAAAAA
Molecule: messenger RNA, 816 nt
Organism: Cucumis sativus (cucumber)
Lineage: Eukaryota; Viridiplantae; Streptophyta; Magnoliopsida; Cucurbitales; Cucurbitaceae
Exons: 2
Coding region: 114-497 (127 amino acids)
Cellular component (GO): mitochondrial large ribosomal subunit
Source: RefSeq, a predicted model, not a curated record